Molecule: messenger RNA, 824 nt
Organism: Rubroshorea leprosula
Lineage: Eukaryota; Viridiplantae; Streptophyta; Magnoliopsida; Malvales; Dipterocarpaceae
Source: the annotation of a GenBank genome assembly
GUUGUUUUUUUAUUAUUAGAUUAUUCACUUUAACUGUUCAGAAUUUGAGGAUUCUCUUUGCUUGAUGAUAUCAGUUCAUUGUCUGAUCCAUACCAUCCUCAGUUCUUCCUUUCAUUGACAAACAUAUCUUUAUUUUUGGCAGGGAGGUUUCAUUGUAGAUAUGGGAGUGCAUUUCACUGCAGGACUAAGGAUGCUUGUUGGAUGUGAGAUUACCUCAGUUUCAGCUAUAACCUCUCAUGUGGAUAAAACUUUACCUCCCCCGGACAUCAUAUCUUCAAACUUUAACUUGGAGAAUGGUUGCUCUGGAGUCUUCGUAUUGGUAGCAUCCUCUAGAUCACCCAAGAUAUUUUGGAGAGUCGUUGGCUUGAAGGGAACAGUACAAGUUGAGCGUCAAAAGCAAGAUGGAAAGCAUGGCUACACGGUUUUAUUCUAUGGUGCUGAUGGGAAAUGCAAUUCUUCAUUCUACCCAUUCUGUGGGGUGAACGAAGAACUAAAAUGUUUUGUACAUGAUAUAUCAAAGGCUACACUUAAGGUAAUAAAAGAUCCCAAUUUCAUGUCGGUUUGACUAAAGAAUUUACAUGCACUGGAUACAUAGUGAUAUUUACAUAACUCAUGGAAUUUCAUGAGAAGUAAAAUGAUGUUUCACAAACAAGAUCAUACAGGUGUUUUGUCAUGCUUCAAAAUAACUAUUUCGAUUGAUUGUGUCACCCUCAUCAAACCCUUCUUUUCCUAGAGAUAAAGAUGACUUCUUUUAAAAUGCUGUUUACCUUAAGAUGCCUGACUGUCUUCCUCACAUUCUUGCAGAAGGAGAGUGCGUAUGAAGC